This is a messenger RNA of Cantharellus anzutake, 417 nucleotides long. RefSeq lists its product as uncharacterized. The transcript has a single exon. Bases 1 to 417 code for a protein of 138 amino acids. The record is from RefSeq and is a predicted model, not a curated record. NCBI's taxonomy places the organism in Eukaryota, Fungi, Basidiomycota, Agaricomycetes, Cantharellales, Hydnaceae.
AUGGGUAGUGAUCAUUGCCAGCUACCCUCCCAAUCAUACACCCUCACUGAUGUCCUUCAGUCUGUCCUGCAUGAGGGAUGUGCUGAAGCCUACAAGGACCUGGAUUUUGGGGAGCAUCCCAACAUUCACCGGAUCGCAAGGGUUGCUUGCAGCGACCUCAAACUCUUUGGUGCACCCAAUGGACAGGAUUGGGACUUGAAAAAAGAGUUGCAAGUGUUCCACCUGAAGAAAAGGUGUAUUUUGUUGGCAGUGGAUGAAUUGGAGAAGCUGGUGAAUCUGGGGGAAAAUUUGGAGAAUGCAGCAAGUGCCUUUCUAGGAGGGACUUAUGAUGCAUUCUUUCAAGAGUUGGAACCUGAGGAAUCUGGGGUCUACAUCAAACACCAGUGUCCUUCACCUGGUUGUGGCAGGCUAUUUUGA